Molecule: messenger RNA, 1328 nt
Organism: Hylaeus volcanicus
Lineage: Eukaryota; Metazoa; Arthropoda; Insecta; Hymenoptera; Colletidae
Product: tetratricopeptide repeat protein 4 homolog
Exons: 9
Coding region: 61-1155 (364 amino acids)
Molecular function (GO): Hsp90 protein binding
Source: RefSeq, a predicted model, not a curated record
GGUGUUCACCUUUCGAUUUUUUUCAAGUCCAAAAGACACUUUGUGUGGUAUUCAAGCAGGAUGGAGGACGAUUGGGAUAUUGAUUCACACACCAUACAAAAGUUACAAGAAAAAUAUAAAAAUCAAGAUUUCCCCUUAUUUAUGGAUGCUCUUCCUAGUUCUUUGAAUAACAAUCCUCAUCUUGAAGCCCUGAAUUGUAUUUUGUAUGACGAACACACUCCGGAUGAAAGAGCCAUGGGUUUUAAAGAGCAAGGAAAUUUAUGUUUUCAAGAUGCUCUAAAGGGAAACAAAAAAAAAUUCCAUCUUGAACAAGCUAUCAGUUGUUAUACUCAAGGAAUACAACAUGAAUGUCCAAAUGCAACUUUAAAGUCUUUAUUGUAUUCGAAUCGCGCUCACGCUUAUUUACUUUUAGGAAAAUAUAUUGAAUGUAUUGCUGAUUGCCGUGCAUCCAUUCAACUCGAUCCUCAAAACAUUAAAAGUUAUUUUCGAGGAUCCAAAGCGUCUUAUUAUUUAAGCUUAUUGCGUCAAAGCGAACAAUUUUGCUUGGAUGGGUUGAAAGUGGAGUGCGAAAAUCAACCCUUACAAAAUUUAUUGAAGCUUAUUGAAGAAAAAAAACAUGAAAAACUUAAAAAAUCUCGAGAAACUCAAAAAAAAAAAAUGACUCAGGAAUUAUUGCUCGAACAGUAUUUAAAUAAUGCUUUGCAAAGCCGAGGCAUCACUCUUAAGAAGAAGGUUUUAUAUGACGUUCCAUUAUCCAAAGAAAAAAAUGCUUGGUUAGAUUCCGAAAAUCACUUGCAUUGGUGUUGCAUUUUAUUAUAUCCGGAAUAUACUAUGUCGGAAGCCAUUGUCGACUUUCAUGAAAAUUCAACCUUUUUAGACCAUUUAAUGAUCAUGUUUCCUGGAGACACUUCUUAUGCCCCAUGGGAUAUGAAACGGGAAUAUAUUUAUUCCAAUUUACUUGUUUUCUAUGAAGGAGGCUUCACUGAUAAUUCCGUUGUUCUGGUUCCCAAUGCACUCACACUCAAGACUACCUUAUCAACAAUUGGCCUUGUGUCGGGUAACCCUAUUUUUCAUAUUGUAGUGAAAAAUACAGAAUCAGAACAAAUGAUACAAAAAAUGUUUUGUCUUCGUGAAAUUUCUUUUCCUGAUAAGUAGAACAAGAGGCAAUGUUUUAGGUGCACGUUUAAAAAAGAGGCAUUCAUGUCUUGUAAAAAUGGAAAGAUGAGUUGAUUUUAAAAGAUGAGGGUUUUUUUUUUUAAUUUAUUAAACAAUAACGUUCAGCGAAAGCUAAAACCACUUGCACAAUAUCUUCAGGUUGAUCUUCCUAA